Branchiostoma floridae (Florida lancelet) is the source of this 4291-nucleotide messenger RNA. RefSeq names its product trafficking kinesin-binding protein 1-like. Lineage: Eukaryota; Metazoa; Chordata; Leptocardii; Amphioxiformes; Branchiostomatidae. The record is from RefSeq and is a predicted model, not a curated record. The transcript has 24 exons. The coding region runs from base 354 to 3413 and encodes 1019 amino acids.
AUUGUCGAAGCGUUCCGACAUUUUGAAGAGUAUCUUUCCUUGUAGGAUUGAUACUCUAGAUAUCGUCACGUUUGGAUAUACGUUUUCGCGAGUCUGGAUUUACAACUUUCUUUCUUGGCAUCGACAAUGGCUGGAAAUGGAAACCGGUGACUAAUUUUGGUUUGAGUCAUUAGACGGAUAAGUUGAACACGACAGCCAACCGGCAACCACGGCUUCUGCUCGCUCCCCGGCUGUGACGCGGUUUUCCCGCGCUGCACCGUGCAGUCGGCAAGCUGGCCACCGAUGAGCUGUACGACUACUCCCCUGGGCAGCUCGCCGAUUCGUCUCCGAGCAGCUCCAGUCGUGAUGGUUCGAUGAAGGAACUGCGAGACGUCAGUUGCCUUACAGUUCCAGAGAAAAGCAGAAUGGCUGACCAAAAUGGUGCCAAAGACAGACAUGACCUCUGCAAUAGCCCAGAUCUACCCGAGGUAGAGAUCAUCAGCUUGAUCCAGGAGGAAAUCCCGCGCUACAAGCUCCGCGCCGACACCGUCUUCGGCUACGAGAACAAGGACUGGUUGGAGAGUCCGGCUCUCCCGCCGGACACCCCCGUAGACCUCUCGCCCGAACAGGCGGAGGAAACGCUCAAAUACUUUGCCCUAUGCUCGGAUCGUGUGGCCCAGAUGACGAAGACGUACAAUGACAUAGAGGCUGUCACACGACUUCUUGAAGAAAAAGAGCGGGACCUUGAGCUUGCUGCUAAGAUUGGCCAAUCACUGCUGGAGAGGAAUCGACUCCUGAGCCAGAAAAAUGAUUACCUUGAGGAACAACUGCAGAUUGUGUCAGAACGGAACAACCAGCUCCAACAUGAGCUCCAGCUGAAGGAAGAUCUGCUGCAGAUCUACACCCAGGAGGAGUCUCUCAGCGAGACAGACUCCAGCUGCACCUCACCUGCCACUGGACUCAUCCAUAUUGAUGUCCUUCAGAGGAAGAUCAAGACUUUAGAGGAAGAGAAUUUUCAGAUAAUUUGUGAGGAUCUAUUCUCAGUGCAGAAGGCUGUGAAAGAGUCUACCCUAGACGCCCUAUGGGCCAUGAAAACAGCUGCAAAGUUGAAGACAGAGACUGUGGACUAUGAAGAACAAGAGGCCAAACUGGUUUCCGACUGUGUCAAGGAGCUAAGUACGUUUCAGGACGAACUAAAGGAAGCCAACACUCAAAUCAAACAGCUGACUGAAGAGUUGGUGAGGAAGAAUGAAGACAAUGCGAGGUUUCAGGAGGAAUCCACCAGCUACCUGGCACAGACCAUCGACCUUAACAAGAAGCUCAAGAAGUCUGCUCUUGAGAAUGAAGAACUCCAACAACAUCUUCGAGUUGCCAAAGAAACACAGCAAGAACUUACAGAAGAGCUCCGUGACCUUGAGGAGAAGUACCAGGAGGUCAUGGGGAUGUUGCAUGAGGCACAGGCGGAGGCAAAGACGAUGCGGAAAAAGACCCAACCCAGCUCCUCUACCAAGAGGCCAUACGGCAGCACUCUCCCCGGCAUGUUUCCUCUGGACUCCCUGGCUUCAGAGAUAGAACACACUAUGAGACAACAAAUAGGAGAUGGCUUUGAAGGUCCCUCACCAAAAGACCAAAGAACCAACACCAAGAGAGUGAUGGACACAGUCCGCUACAUCAGGAGAAAGCCGCCCCCUGGGAAACCUAUCCCAGGAUCCAACACCACCACCACCAUGACCAGUAUGAGCAACAGUCCGCUCUGCACCAACACCAUCGGCUCAGGCAGUUCUUACACCAGCAGCCCGCCUAGUGAGAACUACGGUGCUGAUGACGACGAAAACAGUAACGUUACUGGAACGGAUACCACUUCUAGUAAAUCAAGCAACCUGGGGCGACCAGGCAUCCCUGGAUCCAACGACCUUGAAACGGCCUUGAGGAGACUCAGCUUGCGGCGAGAGGCGGAGAACAUCUUCCGAGAUCGACAGCGGGAGAGGCGGAUAUCAGAAUGUAGAGAGUCGGACAUUUCAGAAACGUCCACGCCUGAUGAGAGCGAUAGCAUCAUGUCGACGGGCAGCCAUUUGUCGUUUCUUUCGCGUGGGUCGUCGUUCUCGCGCCCGUACAUUCCAGAGAAACUGCAGAUAGUGAAACCUAUGGAGGGUUCCAUGACCCUGCACCAGUGGCAGAGACUGGCGACCCCUAACCUUGCGGGGGUCCUGGAGUCGCAGGACGGCGUGCACAUUAAGGGGUACCGCCACAUCGAACAGGACUUCACCGAGGAGUACCAUCUCAGCGAUGUAGAGGAGGACGAUGGAUGUGCUUGUCUGGAGCUCGACACUAGACCAAAUUUGUCCAAAAGUGACGCAGCAGCCAUGAUAGAAAGUAACGAUCACGAUGACAGCACGAGUGUCCUUAGUUUGACACGAUCUCUCAGUUUUACGUCCUUCCUUGCCGAGAAUUUGUGUGUUGUGAUCCAGCCGACGUCGGGCUCCCUGUCUACGAACACGACCUACACCUACACGCAGUGCGGCAUCCUGCACCCGUCAGACGACAAUACAAGUGUCAGCUCAAGGAGGUGUAGAAAGUGUUCUUGUUGUGAGAGAUGGGUUAGAGCUCCAUGUAUACCAGGGUAUUUAAAGACCUCAGGUUGGGAUCUGUUAAUACUUGGCCUGUGCCAAGCCUGUGCCAUAAGCUCUAGCUCAGGAAGACCAGUGCCAUCCGUCAGCAUGUUGCGUAGCCAGCCCCCCGCGGUCGGCACCCUCCGUCGUACCUCCAUCUCCAACUCCUGCUCCAACCUGCGGGAGGCCACCAGCACCUUCAGCACUAACACUGGACUUGCCAAGCUUCUCAAGGAACGCGGGAUCCAGGCCAUGAAACCUGUCAAACGAAAACCCGAGAGACUAAACGUGGACUUGAAAGUUUCGACGCAGACCACGCCGUCUGCUUCUGCAUCGUCGUUGCCCAGGCAAAAGCUGCAUAUUGAUUUGGAUCUGAAUUUGCCCUCCAAUGCCAGCAUUAACCUGAAAGUUGGAGCACCCAAACCGCCCCCGACUCCUCCCAACUCGCCCACAAAAUCGGCCCCGAUCCUGGGAACCGGCGGAAUCAACUCUGCGACAUUCGCAAGCAAGCUAGCACGAGCCAUGAUGAUGACGUCACCCAACGGAAACAGCAGCACGGACAACUCCAAAUACGACAUCGUCAAUAAGGUAAAAGAAAUGGACAUUGGCAGUAUGAUAUCGACAUGCGCCAUCACGACAACCACCACCACCACGUCGUCACUUCCGAGCGGGCCGUUACCGAGUACAGUGAUGUUAGGAACGGGGUACAGAGUGAGCUCUAUCGCAUCUCCUGGCCCAAUGUCAGCGCUAAGCGGGAAUUUCAAGAUCCCACCGUCCCCAAAAGCACAACAUCACGGAUCAGUGAGAAAGAAUGCCUCAUUCUGAGAGACGUCAGGCUAGCAAUCUUAGGCCCACUUUACGUGCAUUUUCAAAACACUUCCCAAAAUGCGUUCUUUUACAAGGGCUGGAAGAAUCUGUUUUAGAGCCACUGAGAAAAAAUGUGCUGUCGAACAUUCUCUCUUGGCAUCUUGCAUGUUGUACAAAUAUAUUUCAGGAACUGUUUUCGAAAAUGCAUCACUCAUUUACUCAUUAUCUGGUUUGUUUUUGUCUUUGAAAACACAGGUAAAACGGGCCUAAGUACUCAAAUUAUAGACAUUUGGAUGGUACUAGGUCUAUAUAGAUCCAUUACAAUGGUCCUAUGGCAACUUUGCAUCAAACUGCUGGCAUGUUGUAAUAAUUGUAAAAUAACCUGUCAUCAUCUACUUUGUUAAUCAUUACUCAAUCAGACAUUCAAUCUUACUGUGCCAUUUCUUAGGCAUUCAGGUAACGAAAUGCUUUUUGUGACCUUUUGCAAAAGAAAGGCCAUAAUAGCAUGAGGGUUCUGUAGUCCAGUCUUCUCUGAAAAAGAAGCCCAAAUUCAGAACUGGGGGCAGCAAGAAAAUCCUAGGCAUUGUCAUAGAUUUUGGAAAUUGUAUACCAUGGUAUAUCUACAUGUAGACUAAAGUGUAAUACUCACCUUCAUAAUGUAUGAGAAUAGUUGUAGACAAUACUAAAGGAUAUAUCAAAUUGUCUGUAUCUAUAUUUAGAUGCCCAUAUCUCCAUAACCAUAAAGCAAUGAAAGAAGUUUUAUUUGCAUGGCCUUCGCUAUCUAUUUGAGUGUUCUUGUGGUCUAAAAUUUUCAUCUGUUUGUAAAAAUGUGUCCAAGAAUAAUUUUGAAUGUUGCAGCAUGUGUUUAUGUGGAAAACAUUGUAUAUAGCCAUAGG